AGAUCAGAAGAUUUAUCCAGACUAUUGUCAUGGGAUUCAUAUCCCGCAGAACUACAUCGUAUUUGUGUGCGCAACAGAAAAUAUCGCAGAUUUUUAUCGUAAUAGAUGUGAUGCGCUUGUUAUCCGUGCUGUUUUUGGACCGUAACUGAUGCACAGAACUGACUAGGUGGUUGGAGGACGCGAAGAGUAUUAACACAACUUGUCUUCAUACUACAGAGUUUUAGAUGAUUCCAAAAAUUCUUAGAGGAGCUUUUUUCUACGCAAGAAGCUGAGACAGACCUUUCAGGACUUUCUCAAUCGGAUUACGUUGUAUUAGAAGUUACUGUUACGCUACGACGGACUACUUACAUUUCCAUCAAUUUACUUCGAUUUCUGACGCGCAGAAGAGAGAUUUGAUUUGAUUGCAGGAGCAGGUUAUACAGCCCCGGAAAACUGGUCCUGGUGGGCACAGUAUUCCUAUCAGAUGCGGGUUUGGAGACAAAAGCCGGCAACAAGAGAAGUACUUGUAGCUGCAGAAAACAUCGACAAGCUUCGACACGGAACGAAAGUCAAGGCUGUCAAACGACCAGGCGCCAGAAAAGAACUGAAGUAACCGCAGAAACAGAAAGUAACCUAGCGUGCAGAAUACAAGCUACCAAACAAGCCACUGCGAUUUCUAUCGCAAUGAGAAACCAGAGUCGAAUAUUGCCUUUGGUUGACCCAAAGACAAAUCAUCGCAGCCGUGCAAAUUCUAGUACUAGCACCGACUUACAGUCGCGUCGCCGAACAAAUAUAAAUUUGUACUUGUAGUAAAGCAAAACUAAAUAAGUACUACCACCUACUUCACCAGUACCGCCUACCGCUUACGCUUAGAUGUCCUGUGACUCAUGUCACGAGACUGACAGAUAGACUCUUUCUCUAGCCUCUUUUUGUUGCUUUAUCACAAUUCACCUUGGUGACAAUGAAGCACAACCACAAUUUCGCCAUCGCAUGCUGGACUAAAAAAAGAUAAUUAAAAUCAAUUUGAAAUUAAUGGAACACAAGUGGUUAAAGAACACAGAACACUUCAGUUCCAGUGAAAGUUCAAAUUUUGGUACGGAUUGCUUAUGAUUUUAUCCCUAUUUCGAACAAAAAGCAAAGAGAUUAUUUCGCAAAACAAAGUACUAUUUUUUUUUUCGGCCAAUUUUAAGUUGUGAAUGCGAUGUCGACCAGGAUUGAGAUCAUACGUUGAUGUUAAGAAGUUUUUUAUUUUUAUAGUUCCGAUUUUUCACGGAAGGGGCACUGCAGUACUACCAAAAAAUGCACACUAAUGUCUUCUGGUUUUACUCUGUUUUUCUUUUUCGC
Messenger RNA from Amoebophrya sp. A120, 1323 nucleotides. Lineage: Eukaryota; Dinophyceae; Syndiniales; Amoebophryaceae. The record is from the annotation of a GenBank genome assembly.